This is a messenger RNA of Trichomycterus rosablanca, 2053 nucleotides long. RefSeq names its product ddb1 and cul4 associated factor 17 (gene dcaf17). The transcript is spliced from 15 exons. NCBI's taxonomy places the organism in Eukaryota, Metazoa, Chordata, Actinopteri, Siluriformes, Trichomycteridae. The coding region runs from base 141 to 1718 and encodes 525 amino acids. The record is from RefSeq and is a predicted model, not a curated record. Gene Ontology annotation, cellular component: Cul4-RING E3 ubiquitin ligase complex. Gene Ontology annotation, biological process: protein ubiquitination.
UGUAAACAAGCUGUAAACAAGCUGUAAAACUGUAACAGUUACGGCUAAUUUUAAUCGUAAUUCUAACCUUUAAUCAGAAUAAGGUUCUCGAAAGGGCGCGCAGGCUGGAGCUAUAUAUGUAAACUUAGCUAGCAGUCUCCAUGGUGUCCACCUCAUCCUCCAUGUGUUUGUAUGAGUCUCCUGCAGUGCGUCCUCUAGCGAGAAUAAGGAACGCCUGCGUCCUGCUAGGCUGUAGGUCAGCAGGAUUAAGCUCUCAUGACUUUGGUGUAUUGCUGGGAUCGAACCUCAAAAUCCUCAAAAAUAUUAUUCUGCAGGAUGGUGCUGAAUUCACAAAGGUGUGGACAAAAUCGUCAAAGUCUCUCAUCUUGUAUGAAAGUGGAAGGAUAUACUUUGAGAAUUAUAGGUGCUGCUACAGUAGCCUGACACCUCAACCACAGCUGUUGUAUGAGUUACCAAAGCGUCCUAAAGCUGAGAAGAUUGAGGAUUCCUUAUUAUUCCAGUGUCCACUUGAGAAAGUGCUCCCAUCAGCCAAGGAUCAGAAACCCAGCCUGCUGGCACUAACAGCAAAUAACUGGUUGUAUCACCUCUCAGCUGACACAGGAGAAACACUGCACAAAAUCUACCUCUCAUCUCAUUUCAAAUUCAGGUCGCUGGCAUGGGAUGUCUGUCAGGAAACAUUUUAUGUCAAGUCCAGUCAGCAUAAACAGACGUCAAUAGCACGACAGGCUGGUGUUGAUAACGUACUUCUGCAUUUGGCCAUAUUUAAAGUCGCUCCUCUUAAUGUCAUUGGACUGCUGGAGAUCAACAAAAAAGUCUUUGGCAAAACGGUGAUAGAUGUUCUUUUGGCUCAAGGAGUCUUGGCGGUGUCACAUAGCUCAAAAUGUGUAAAGCUUUACAACUUUGAAUACAUUGUGAAAAAGUUCAGAACUAAAAAGCUAGUGCUUGGACAUCAGUGUGAUUUAAAUAGUACUAUUGGAAUAGUAGGAGAUGCUCCCUAUGGCAUUCCGAUCAACAUUCUCAUUACAGAGUGUCCUCCAGCACUUUUUGAGAUGUCUUACUUGGACAAUGGGAUCCAGAUCGGAGGCCAUCCAUGGCAUUACAUUUAUACACCCAACCAUAAGAGACACAGGGGAACACAUCACAUCUGCUCUAUCACCAAUGGCACCUUGGCAAAGAAUGGUGUCCAGAAUAUGAAGUGUGACUCGCUGGAGGCAGACUGGAUCUUCUUCCACCCUGAUGACUCGGGGAGGAUUAUCCACGCUGGACCCACCAAUAUAAAUAUUUUGAAGAUUAGACCGGAGACAGGAUGUGACUUGCACUAUGAGGUGGUUUGUGAUUUUGCAAUCAUUGCAUCCCGAGACAGCAGUGCCACCUCCCAAUUGACAGUGACCUCCUCUGGCCGCACAGUAAAGAAAAGGUUUCAGCAGCUGGACGAUGAUUCUAUACAAGAGACAUUUAAGAUGGUUAAAUAUGAGGAUGAGCUGGAUCUGCUAGCUGUAGUGGAUGUCAGUCACUCAGGGGAUGAGGGACAGGCCUGUGUUCGUCUCCAUCACAAUAAAAGUGGUGAAUUACUCCAGAAAACUGUCCUUCAGGAACCUUGGGAUGUGACUUACAGCCAUGAAGUCUAUUUCGACAGGGACACAAUAAUUCACAUUCAACAAGAAAGGAACAAUAGUUACUGCUGCCAUGUUUAUAAAAUAAAGCGAAGGACAAACUGACGAACUGCCAACAUGAACUGACAUACUUGUUUCACUGUAAAUAUCUUUAAAGGCCUUUAAUCUGAAAAAUAUUGUUUAUGUUUUUGUUAAAUUAUUUUCAUACUCUUUUUGAAACGUCAUGGGUUUUUGAGAGACCCUAGGGAUACAUGUGUUUGUACACUUGAUAAUGAUUUGUAUUCACUACAAUGCUCACGUUUAUCACCUUUUUUACUUUCUACAUGUUUCAUAUUUCUAGGAAAACACAAACUUGGCACAAUAUCAUGUACAAAAAUAGACUUCAAAUCUUAAAAUACAAAAACACCACAAAUCUGUCUCAAUAAAUUGAUUUAAUAAAA